Molecule: messenger RNA, 3079 nt
Organism: Anneissia japonica
Lineage: Eukaryota; Metazoa; Echinodermata; Crinoidea; Comatulida; Comatulidae
Product: sel1-repeat-containing protein YbeQ-like
Exons: 7
Coding region: 105-1703 (532 amino acids)
Molecular function (GO): protein binding
Source: RefSeq, a predicted model, not a curated record
AUUUUUACUUAUUUCUCCCAUGCUUCGUUGUCUACCGGUGGAGGGAAAGUAAGGGCUAAAAUCAACUUCAAAACUCUGAACUUUCUUCACAGUUAUGGCCGCUGAUGAGUAAGAUGUGGCGUACAUUACCAACACGAUUGUUUAGACAGUAUGUUCAGACUGGAAUCCAGACAUCGGGAGCUGGUCGUCAAGAUGAAGACUAUGACAGGUCAAUCACAGGGUAUUACUUACCGCAAUAUUUGACGGAAAAGGGCACACUCAUAAACCACCCUGUCAGAUGGUACGCUCCUGCAUCUCCCAGUCAACAUGAAGAUGGAGGUGAUAAUAGGGAAAGGAAUGAACAACAUCAGAAUUUCAGGUGCGGAAAUUUCUGGAGUUCCUGCUGGAAUUCGGGUAACAUUGCGGAGGCUAUGGGAUUGGGGUCAGCAAUUGUGCUAGGACUCCAGCUCAGCAGGACUUUCAACAAAGACCAAGAUGAAGUUGAGGGCAAGAGGUUCUAUAAACUGGCACAUGCCAUGCCCCAGACAUUUACUACCAGGAAGAGCAUAAUGAGUGCAACAAAUGUAACAAAAACAAAAUCAACAAAAGAAAAUGAACAAAAGGAGGAGCCUGUUGAAGACUCAAAAGCAUUCAUUGAUAAAGUAGCGCGCGAGAGCCUUGGUCAGACGUACAAUACUUUGGGAUUGGAAAUGGCCAAGUCGGGCCGGAUUAAUUUAGCGGCUUCCUACUUUCAUGAUGGUGCUAAGGCCGGGAACAGCAGAGCACAAUUUAACUUGGCCGUCUGCUAUGAAUAUGGCCGUGGGGUCGAUAGCAACUGCAAAAAGGCUGCAUUUUGGUACAAGAAGGCUGCGGUUCAAGGCCAUGCUAUGGCACAGUACAACUACGGCAUCUUCCAUUUGCUAGGCUCAGGAAAGGUGAAGAAAGAUGAAGAAGAGGCUGUUCACUGGCUGAGCAAGUCAGCUGAUCAGGGUCUGUGCCAGGCCCAGAGCUACCUGGGGUCCAUGCUGGUGCAUGAGCCUAAUAAAGACCUGGAUAAAGGCAUCUAUUACCUCCAAGAGGCUGCCAAACAAAAGGAUGUCGAAGCAACCUACAGGCUAGGGAUGUGCUACGAAGAGGGUAUAGGCGUGGUCACCAACCAAGCCAAGGCUGGCGAUCUCUACCACAAAGCAGCAUUAAAGGGGCACAGUGAAGCUCAAUGCUGUAUGGGGCGGUUCCACCAACAAGGCCUUGGAGGUAUCCCAGCGGAUAGGACUGAAGCAAAAGCCUGGUUCAGUAUAGCAAGCGAAAAUGGUAACAAGGAAGCCAAGGAAAGUCUAGCCUCCAUAAUAUCCUUAGAAUCCGAGGAGUCUGCCAAGGAAAAUCUAGCCUCCACUAUAUGCCUGGAAUCUGAGGAACACUUGCACAGAGACAUUGAAAAGGCACCAGGCAUUCCCACAAUGCAUUGUUCACAUUCUGCUCCAAAUCUGUCGGCCAUGUUAACUGUUGAUGCCAUUAGUAAUGAUUUAAUACGCAGCCUAGACAACAAGAGUCCUAUAUAUCAGGAUUGCCAAAGAAUCUCCUAUUUAGAUCUAUUAAUGCCUUACUUCCACAUGCAAACAAGCACAUCAGGAAGCGGUUUAUUUCAGAUUGGGAAUGAGGACGAUGUACAGAUCUUGGAUGAUUUAAGAUCAGAAGUAAAGCCAAGAUUUGUUGUCGCUCAGUAAAAUGUCUGUUCAUUCAUAAAUAGUUAAACUGCCAAAUAAUGUUAUUUAUCGCACAAAGUCUGCUGGUGUAAGGAAAUUAUAGACACCUUGCUAUAGCUUUAAAAUCACUGUUAAAUGAGAGUAAUAUUUAAGAAUGAUAAUCAAAAUUAGCAACAGUAACCUUGCGAAUGAUCAAGAAUAUUUGCUUUACUAUUUUUAAGCUGGUGAUGAAACUAAUGCUAUUUACAGUAGAUUUAUUAAUCUCGUUUCAGGGCCAAGUUGCGAAGCUACUAGAGCCCAGCAUACUGACAACAAUGUCCCUGUGUGUACACGGUAGUGAUGGCAACGGUAGUGAUGGCAACGCCAUCUCACCGCUGGGAUGCACACUUUCCUUCCCUUUGCUCCUGUUCAUCACAGUAAUUAUUAAAUCAGUUUGUUUCAGUGGUUUUAAUCAAAAUCAUCUUGAGACGGUUUUGUUAUUGUGGAAGAGGCUGGCUAUAACAAUGCAGAAUCAUUGACCACUCUUAAUUUUUUUUAAACUUAUGCAUACUGUUCUCUAGUUCUCCAAAGUUCAACAAUAUACCAAACGAUCCAAGAAAUCACCAGUGGUGGAUUCAAUGGGGUGGGGUCCAGCCGGCCCAGGCCCUCGCUUAAUUUCUCAAAAUUAUUUAAAAAAAAAAUUUUUUUCUUGAAAAGAUGAAUUUUCUUACCUCUGCCCCCAAACCAUGGUAAGGCUGAGGAGGUAUAGACCCUCCAUCUGUGAAAGUCCCUCCCUGGGCCUCAUUUAUUUCACAUUCCUGGACCCACCAAUGAUGUAUAUACCAUUAAUUAUUUAGAAAUCACUGCUAGCCACUAAGUGGUUCUUAAUUAAGGAAGCGCAAAUAAAUUCACAGUAAUUAGAAAUGGUAAUUGAUUUUCUCUGGAAAAACUAUAUAUAACUAUAUUUUAACUUUUCUGUGAAAAGUUGGUGCUAUAUACUUUUAGUAUUCUGAGAUUUUAACAACAUUGUAAGUACUAUCACAUGUUUUUAUACUAGAAAGAAACCUGUUGCCCCUUAAUGGGAAAGAGGACCCUUAAAUUAUUCAGUUUCUACCAAGUUUAACGUCUAAGCUUGUGGAAAAGUGCCUGUUGAAUUUUUCCCAUAACAACACAUUUUUUCCCCAUAAACUGUUAGAACUGUAAGCCAGGCUAUUCCUUUUUUUUUUAUCAUUUUUCAGACGAAAAUGAACUAUAUUGUACACUUCCAUGAAGUGGGCAGAUUCUUGUAAAAAAAUAAUGUAAUAUAUUAAAUGUAUAUAAAAAUACAAUUAGCAAAUUCUGUGUGCAGUUGAUGAAGCUAGCAAAAAAAUCCAAGGUAGCAUUUUCAAUAAAUUAGUUACUCAGCGAAGUAAUGCAGA